AUGACCAAACUCUCAAACACAUUCCAAAUCCACGACGAGCGUUUCCAUUCUAUCCUCGGUCCAACCCCGACUCUACGAUUACUAGCAGGAAACGAAUCAUACCCCUUUGCCCACGAAGCAGGCGUUUUUAUGGCUUCCACCAACCACCUCUUCAUAACUAGCAGCCGCAUCAAAGACGCCCAAGGCGAACAAUCUGUACGGAUCACCCGUGUUCAUCUUAAUGAAACCCCAGUGAAAUGCGAAGAGAUCCCGACCAGUAUCCCCCUCGCAAACGGCGGCGUGAACUACGGCGAUGACGGGCCUAGUGGACUAUAUCUUAUGUCCACGACACCACCAUAUACCACCAAGCUCCUGAAGGAAGAUUUCUAUGGUCGUCCAUUCAGCUCUGUGAACGACGUGGUUGUCCACUCCGAUGGAUCGAUCUGGUUUACAGACCCGACUUAUGGCUUUGAACAGGGCUAUAGGCCAAAACCUUCUUUACCGAGUCAGGUAUACAGAUGGAAUACAGUAAAUGGAAACACCCGGGUAAUGGCCGAUGGAUUCGGAAAACCGAAUGGAAUCUGUUUUUCGCCUGAUGAGAAGACAGUCUAUGUGACUGAUACGCACUGGUUGCAUGGUGAUGGGAGUACAGAUGACCAGAGGGUUUCCUCGAUGUAUGACCUUUCUAUUGAAAUUAUAUCGUUAUACGCAUUCGAUGUAUCGAUCUAUCACGGCGAGCCCUUUCUCACGAACCGGAGACUCUUCGCAAUGGCCGAUAAAGGUAUUCCAGACGGGAUAAAAUGUGAUCUAGAGGGCAAUGUAUACAGUGGUUGUGGUGACGGGAUCAAUGUCUGGUCUCCUGGCGGUGUCCUGCUCGGACGUAUUCUGAUUGACAGUGGAGUCGCGAAUUUCUGCUUCGGGAGGCGUGGUGAGAUAAUCGCAUUGAACGAGCACCGGUUGUGGAGGGUCCGGCUGGGAGGUGAUGUUAAGGGUGCAUUGUUAGGGAUCUAA
Aspergillus oryzae RIB40 is the source of this 990-nucleotide messenger RNA. RefSeq names its product SMP-30/gluconolactonase/LRE family protein. Lineage: Eukaryota; Fungi; Ascomycota; Eurotiomycetes; Eurotiales; Aspergillaceae. The coding region runs from base 1 to 990 and encodes 329 amino acids. The transcript has 3 exons. The record is from RefSeq and is a predicted model, not a curated record.